CUCAGUUUGAAGAGAUGUGUGCUGAUGUUUUAGCUCGAGUGGAGCCUCCGCUGCGCAGUCUAAUGGAGCAAGCUCAUCUGAAGAAAGAUGACAUCCAUGCUGUAGAAAUAGUGGGCGGAGCCUCAAGAAUGCCAGCCAUCAAAGAAAGAAUCAGCAAGUUCUUUGGGAAGGAGCCGAGCACGACGCUGAAUGCAGAUGAGGCUGUGGCCAGAGGAUGUGCCCUCCAGUGCGCCAUCCUCUCCCCUGCUUUUAAAGUGCGCGAGUUCUCCAUAACAGAAGUGGUUCCGUUUCCCAUCUCUCUGAAGUGGAAUUCUGCAGCUGAAGAUGGACUCAGCGACUGUGAGGUCUUCCCAAAGAACCAUGCAGCACCUUUCUCCAAAGUGCUGACGUUUUACCGGAGAGAGCCGUUCUCCUUGGAAGCAUACUACAACUGUCCUAAAGAGCUCCCUUAUCCAGAUCCCAUAAUAGGUCAGUACAUCAUCCAGAAGGUGGUUCCCCAGGCCUCAGGCGAGAGUUCAAAGGUUAAGGUGAAGGUGCGAGUCAAUAUCCAUGGGAUCUUCAGUGUGUCCAGUGCUUCACUAGUGGAGGUGCAGAAAUCUGAGGAGGAAGAGGAGAGCAUGGACACAGAGCAGAGCACAGAGAAAGAAAAUGAG
Molecule: messenger RNA, 653 nt
Organism: Sinocyclocheilus grahami
Lineage: Eukaryota; Metazoa; Chordata; Actinopteri; Cypriniformes; Cyprinidae
Product: heat shock 70 kDa protein 4-like
Exons: 5
Biological process (GO): protein folding
Cellular component (GO): nucleus; cytosol
Molecular function (GO): ATP binding; ATP-dependent protein folding chaperone
Source: RefSeq, a predicted model, not a curated record